AUGGAUCAUCAACUCGAGCAGCUUCUGCCAGCACUGAGCGCCCGCCCAGCUCUCUGCAAGUCGCUGCUUCCGGGGCUUCUGGAUUGCGUCGCCAACAUCGCCCAUGCCCUGCGCAAGUCGCACCAUGUCGCCCUCGCUGGUACCGCAAAUGCCUUCGGCGACGACCAGCUCAAUGUCGACGUCGUGGCCGAGGACAUUCUCCGCGCAGCCCUUUCCCGAUGCCCAGCGGUUGCGACGGUUAGCAGCGAGGAGGACCCGACGGAACGGGUCGUCAACAGCGCGUCAGCCUUUGCCGACAAGAGCGAGCGGUAUGCCGUUGCGUUUGACCCGCUCGACGGGAGUUCCAUUAUUGGCCCCAACUGGACCGUCGGCACCAUCGUUGGCAUUUGGGAUGGCACAUCGGCGCUGCGUCAGUCCCCUGCGGACAAGAUGAUUGCCGCCGUCCUCGGUAUUUACGGCCCUCGCACCACCGCCAUCCUCGCCAUCCGCCUCCCGGGGUCCGAGCCCGUGUGCUUGGAGAUCGCCAUCGGCGUCCGAAGCGAGAGUGGCCAGUGCUGCUCCACUAUCCUCCGCCCUGCUGUGGCCUUUGCCAAAGCGCCGUUCAAGACGAGGUACUUUGCUCCAGCGAAUCUACGGGCAGCCGCGGAAUGUCCGUCGUACAUGCGGCUUAUUGCGCACUUCGUGGAGAACAAAUACACGCUGCGGUACAGUGGUGGUUUAGUCCCGGACCUGGUUCACGCCCUCGUCAAGGGCCAUGGUGUGUACGUGUCGCCUGUCACCGCCACCAGCACGGCAAAGUUGCGUCGCCUGUAUGAGCUCUGUCCAGUGGCGCUCGCCAUGGAAUGCGCCGGCGGCAGGGCCAUUGACCCUGACACGGGCGACGACAUUCUAGCGCGACCUCUGGAUAGCUGCGACGAGAGGGCCGGCCUCGUGUGCGGCACUCCCGAUGAGGUCAGCCUUGUGAGGGACUUCUUUCUCGGAGCUUUCGGGGUGAGUGAAUGA
Molecule: messenger RNA, 1002 nt
Organism: Purpureocillium takamizusanense
Lineage: Eukaryota; Fungi; Ascomycota; Sordariomycetes; Hypocreales; Ophiocordycipitaceae
Product: Sedoheptulose-bisphosphatase
Exons: 1
Coding region: 1-1002 (333 amino acids)
Biological process (GO): fructose 6-phosphate metabolic process; gluconeogenesis; fructose 1,6-bisphosphate metabolic process
Cellular component (GO): cytoplasm
Molecular function (GO): fructose 1,6-bisphosphate 1-phosphatase activity
Source: RefSeq, a predicted model, not a curated record